Messenger RNA from Physcomitrium patens, 4427 nucleotides. RefSeq names its product kinesin-like protein KIN-5D. Gene Ontology annotation, biological process: spindle elongation; microtubule-based movement; mitotic spindle assembly. Lineage: Eukaryota; Viridiplantae; Streptophyta; Bryopsida; Funariales; Funariaceae. Gene Ontology annotation, molecular function: plus-end-directed microtubule motor activity; ATP binding; microtubule binding. Gene Ontology annotation, cellular component: mitotic spindle; spindle microtubule. The record is from RefSeq and is a predicted model, not a curated record.
CGAUUGUCAGCAGCUCUCGGAACUGCGUCCCCGCCCCCCACCUUCAGCUUCUUCCCACUCGCCAAUCCUCGCUGUCCUUAUUCCGUCUCUCACCUCCUUCUCGAUCUUGUGACUUACCUCCCCAUCCCUCACCCUCUCUGUCCAUUCUUGCUCCAUUCUGUCGAGCAUCGUGCUCGCUUGACGCCUUGGGUACCUUAGUUUCGUGUUGCUUCGAAGGCCACGAAGCGGGAGCGGUGGGGGGAGACUACGGUGGAUCCCUCUGAAAGAAACUGGAUGCUUGCUUGUUAGUUUUUUCCCCGAUUCAGCAUCGUUCCCUGAAUGUGGACCAGUUUCCACGGAGAGUUUCUGUCUAGUUCCUGUCUUUGUUGGUGUCACUGUGGAGGAUUUGGGCGCAGUCAAAUGCGGUGCACGUCGCUCGUCUGUUACUGUGAUUCGGCUGGAACCUGAAGGAUCGCUCAUGAUGCCCUGCUCGAGAGCGGUUUUCUGGAAAGGUUCAGUAAGAGUUGUGUAACAGGAAUUUUUUUCGGGUUUAGCGGUCCGUCUCUUUGUGUCAUGGGUCUUGUUUCGGCUUCGGGGUGAUUAAAUUGCCGCCUUAAUCUACACUGCGUCUCUCUGGACGCUCCUACAGUCGCUGCUCGAAAUUGUGUUUUGGAGACUCUCAUCUGUUGUACCUGUCGACUUCAUUUGGGCAACACGCUCUUCGCAGCAUAUUUUGCCCAUUUCGAGUUGAUGCGUUCCUCUGUGCAUACUUUACCAAUUCGUAUCAAGAGGUAAAGUAUUGUAGUGCACUGCGAAUCGAGAGGUCUUCUUGGUGAUGCAACUGACGUUGUUGCCUCACUGAAUCUUGAAAUCUGAGUUUCUGCUGUUUGAGCUGUCGCCGGGAUGGCUCGCGAUCCUAUUCUGUUUUCUCCACGGACUGCCCGGACCGCGUCCAGGUUUCCGCCUGAUGCUGUAGGUGCACGAACGGAUAAAGACAAAGGAGUCAACGUCCAAGUCCUGGUUCGUUGCAGGCCCUUAAGCGACGAUGAGAAGAAAGCUAAAUCUCCUCAAGUCAUUUCUUGCAACGAACAGCGUCGAGAAGUUACGGCAUUUCAAUGCUCAGCCCACAAACAAAUUGACCGAACAUUUACUUUUGAUAAGGUAUUUGGACCCCAGUGUAAGCAAAUUGAAUUGUAUGAUGAAUCCAUCGUUCCUAUCGUCAACGAGGUUUUGGAUGGCUACAACUGCACUAUUUUUGCAUAUGGGCAGACCGGGACCGGAAAGACCUUCACUAUGGAAGGGUCAGGAAUGAAGUCGAAGAACGGAGAACUUCCUCCCGAUGCGGGUGUCAUUCCUCGUGCUAUCCAACAAAUUUUCGAGACACUUGAUAAAGACGAACAAGAGUACAGUGUGAAGGUCACCUAUCUUGAGCUCUAUAACGAAGAGCUUACUGAUCUAUUAGCACCUGAAGAGUAUUCGAAAGUGGUUAUCGAUGAGAAAGUCAAGAAACAUCUGCAACUGAUGGAGGAUGGAAAAGGUGGUGUUCUCGUCAGGGGUUUAGAGGAGGAAAUCGUGACCAGUGCCAGUCACAUUUACACUCUGCUUGAUAGGGGCUCGGCCAGACGCCAAACUGCGGAUACAUUGUUGAACAAACAAUCCAGUCGAUCUCAUACCAUCUUUUCCAUUACCAUACACGUCAAGGAAACCACCCCCGAGGGCGAGGAACUGAUGAAGUGUGGGAAGUUGAAUUUAGUGGAUUUGGCCGGAUCUGAAAACAUCUCUCGGUCUGGCGCUAAAGAUAUGCGCGCGCGGGAAACUGGAGAAAUCAAUAAAAGUCUACUUACGCUUGGACGUGUGAUAACAGCUCUGGUCGAGCACUUGGGUCACAUCCCUUACAGAGAUAGUAAGCUGACAAGAUUGUUAAGGGAUUCCUUGGGAGGAAAGACAAAAACGUGUAUAAUUGCCACCGUCUCGCCCUCAGUUCCUUGUCUCGAAGAGACACUGAGUACAUUGGAUUAUGCAUAUCGUGCCAAAAACAUCAAGAACAAGCCUGAGGUGAACCAAAAAACGUUGAAAACCGCACACAUUAGAGAUCUUUACAGCGAGAUAGAGAGGCUCAAAUCAGAGGUCUACUCUGCCCGUGAAAGAAAUGGCAUUUACAUUCCGCGUGAUCGUUACUUCGAAGAGGAAGCUGAGAAAAAGGCCAUGGUGGACAGGAUAGAACGCAUGGAAAUUGAUUUGGAGGUCAAAGAUAAGCAAAUUGAAGAUUUAGAGAAGUCGAGUGAAAUUCAACAGCAGCAGUAUGCCGAUCUCCUCGCCAAGCUAAAUCUCACACAGGAAUCCCUCGAUCGCACUCGAGACCAUUUGAACGAAACAACAGAGAACUUGAAGCAAGCCAAUAUUUCAAUAAGAGAGCAUGAUUUCGUAAUUGCGAAUCAUAAAGAAGCAGAAAAGGCACUUGUCAGCCAGGCAACUGAGUUGAGAAAGGAGCUGGAGGCAACAGUCCAGGAUGUUGCAGGAUUAUUCGCAAAGAUCGAGAGAAAAGAGAAUAUGGAGAUCAAAAACUUAAAAUUGGUAGACGCUUUUCAAACUGGUCUGAAAGAACAAAUGGAGCAACUCCGUGCUCUAGUGGUAUCAGGAGUGGGUACUCAACAGCAGCAAUUCCGGACUUUAGAAGAGCAACUCCAAGCUUUCCUGAACUUCAAAGAGAAGUCUGUGGAGGAGCUUAAGAGGAAACUCCAGGGAUUGAAGGACCUGUAUAUAACCCAGUUGCAUUCAGUCCACGUGACUGUGCAUGCACAUGAGACUGUAUCGACCUCCACAUUCAAGACCCUCGAUUCCACCGUGACGGCAUAUCCAGCAGCCCUUGAACAGCUUUUGGUAAGCGCCAUAGCAGAUGCACAGAGUGUGCUUAAUGAAUUACAAGAGAAUAUCGCUACUCAAGGUCAAGAAGUAGCUAGUUUUGCCCAACAACAACGUGAAGCAGCGCGAAGGAGCCUGGAAGCAGCACGCGAUAUCACUCAGGUAGUGACAACCUCCUUGUCAACCAUGGAGACCGACGCUGCUAACUUCCGAGAGCAUGUGAACUCGACUAGCUCCGUGCACGACCACGAACUCAUCCAGCUUGCAGAUGCGUACGAGGAACAUGCCCGGAAAGAUCAUGCCCAGCUCCUUGAAAAGAUCACAGCAAUGUUGGCCAGUUCGCUGUCAACUCGGACCAAUCUUAUUCAAACGUCUGUCAAGAAGCUUAGGGACAAGGCAAAUCAAGACGCGACUGUGGUGCAACAAGGGCUUGAAAAGAUUCAGCAAGAAGCUGUUUCUGCAAACGGACACCUCGCUACCUACAUCGCCACUGCAGACUCAUCUUCAAUUGAAGAUGCAGCUUUGUUAAACACCAAGGUUUCUCGGAUGGAGGAGACUCUCCAGUCGUGUACCGACCAUACUUCAACUUCUGGUCGGAAAUGGGAAUCCACCCACAAGGAAAUCAUGGAGCUACAGAAUUCUCACACUGCGGCCGUCAACUCUAUUAUUGGGGAGGGCUUACAAGCGAACGCGAAUCUUUUGGUCAACAUUCAAGGACAGGAGGAUGCUGCGCUGAUGGAGAUCGAGACUGAGAACAAUUACACAGUUACUUUUGUAAACGAAACCUGUGCUGGAGAGGCUGAAGCAGCUGCAAGAAUGCAGUCAACGAUGGCAUCCCAAGUUGCAGCAGCUGCAGAACUAGAGAGCGGCCAUAGCUCAAGUGUGUCUGCCGUCCAAAAGCACGCCGAUCACGUUCUGAAAGAGGAGUACUUGGAGGAGCAACCUACAUGUUCAACUCCCAGGAGAAGACCUAUUGAAGUGCCAACGCAGUCUUCAAUUGACGCUUUGUGCACUCCAUCCCUUCUAAGUCUGCUUGAUGAGUUCCGAACGAAGAGUGUUAUCGGCGGUUCCGAUGGACUUAGUAAAACAUUCCUAUCAGUGGAAGCAUCCUUCCGUGAAUCUCGAGCGCCCCUCUCCACCAUUAACUAAGCCACUCUGGCAGACCCUGUGGGAACCACAACACGGAACUUUUCAAUCAAGCCAGUUCAAUGUAGUUCACCUCGCAGAAUGAUUACUGCUCUAAUUCUCUUCUUGCAAUUUCGGUUAUCGACAUCUGAUAAAUCCGCCGUUGAAUGGAUCCUUAUUAGGAUGUUAAGUGAUUCUGAAGCACGGCAGCUGGUUGCAACCUCUGCAACAUCGCAAGGAGUGGUGUUGCUGCUUUCAGCUCAAUCCUUGAGGAAUGGUGUCAUCUUGAUGCCAGAGGUUGGUAAACAUUCUGUACUUGUACCCUACGAGAUCCAGUUUUGAUGAUCAUCACUUACAGCCCUUUCCGGUAGUGUCUUCUACAUACUCAUGUACUUUGUAGGGGCAUUGAAGUGUCCCUUGUUUCUAAUAUUUUAUUCACUGGAACUAGUUCAAUCCAACAA